CUGGCUGACUGGCUGACUGGCUGACUGGCUGACUGAGAGAGAGAACAAUCCUUUGUGUUUCUGUUGCUUUUUUUAACCUUUCCUUCUUCACUCUCUCUCUCUCUCUCUCUCUCUACGCUCUACUCCCCCUCUCUCUCUCUCCUUCUCUCUCUCCCUUCCUCCCCCGUCCCUGGUGUGUGUGUGUGUGUACGUGUGUGUGUGGACCUCAGGAAAACAGACGCUCAUGUGAGAGUCAGGAGCAGCAGCAGUGACUGGUGAGAGGAGAGAAGACAGGAUCAGAGAGGAGAAGAGAGAAGACAGGAUCAGAGAGGAGAAGAGAGAAGACAGGAUCAGAGAGGAGAAGAGAGAAGACAGGAUCAGAGAGGAGAAGAGAGAAGACAGGAUCAGAGAGGAGAAGAAAAGGAAUAGAAAAAAGAGAGGACAGCAACGGAGAGGAGACGAAGAGCUGAGGAACACAAUAAAGAGGAGGAGGAGGAGGAGAGGAAAAGGAGGGAUCCUCCGCACCGUUCCGUUCAGAGCGAGGUCAGACAUGUGAGACGAUGUCGGUAGGCGGCUGCGCGUGUCCCGGCUGUUCCUCCAAGUCAUUCAAGCUGUACUCUCCAAAGGAGCCCCCCAACGGUAGCUCCUUUCCCCCGUUCCACCCCGGCACCAUGCUGGACAGAGACCUGGGCCCAACCCCCAUGUACCCCCCCUCAUACCUGGAGCCUGGAAUAGGGAGACACACACCGUACGGGAACCAGACAGACUACAGGAUAUUUGAGCUCAACAAACGGCUACAGAACUGGACAGAGGAAUGUGAUAAUCUGUGGUGGGAUGCGUUCACUACAGAGUUCUUUGAGGACGAUGCCAUGUUGACCAUAACCUUCUGUCUGGAGGACGGGCCCAAGAGAUACAUCUCCUCCUCCUCCUCCGCAGCGAUUGGCCGGACGUUGAUCCCGCGGUACUUCCGGAGUAUAUUCGAGGGGGGCGCCACCGAUCUUUACUACGUGUUGAAGCACCCCAAAGAGUCCUUCCACAACAACUUUGUCUCGCUGGACUGUGACCAGUGUACCAUGGUUACGCAGAACGGAAAACCCAUGUUCACACAGGUGUGUGUGGAGGGUCGUCUGUACCUGGAGUUCAUGUUUGACGACAUGAUGAGGAUCAAGACGUGGCACUUCAGCAUCCGACAGCACCGUGAACUGAUACCACGCAGUAUACUGGCCAUGCACGCCCAGGACCCCCAGAUGUUAGACCAGCUGUCUAAGAACAUCACCAGAUGUGGACUGUCUAACUCCACCCUCAACUACCUCCGACUGUGUGUGAUUCUAGAGCCCAUGCAGGAGCUGAUGUCCAGACACAAGACCUACAGCCUCAGCCCCAGGGACUGUCUCAAGACCUGCCUCUUUCAGAAGUGGCAACGCAUGGUGGCCCCGCCAGCUGAACCAGCCAGACAGGCCCCUAAUAAGAGGAGGAAGCGUAAGAUGUCAGGCGGCAGCACCAUGAGUGCCGGAGGAGGAACCACCACCAACAACAAGAAGAAGAGUCCAGCUAGCAGCUUCCCCCUGUCCAGCCAAGUACCAGACGUGAUGGUGGUGGGAGAGCCCACCCUGAUGGGAGGGGAGUUUGGGGACGAGGACGAGCGCCUGAUCACGCGGCUGGAGAACCAACAGUUCGACGCGGCCAACGGCAUCGAUGACGAGGACAGCUUCAACAACAGCCCCGCGCUUGGCGCCAACUCUCCCUGGAACAACAAGGCCCCAUCCAGCCAGGAGAGCAAGAGUGACAACCCUACGUCUCAGGCCUCACAGUAGAGGAGGGGAGGGGCUUCCAUAGUCUUAAAGGGGUUUCCUCUCCUUGUGGGUGUGUGUCAAUUGUCUGUAGUGGCUUCCUGACUGUUCUUAUCUUUUUCUCUUAAAGGGGCAAUCCGCAGUUGAAAAAAUAACAAAGCGCCACCCCUACCUCUUGUUUUAGUAAAAAGCUGAGGGAUGGGAACCACUCUAAAAUUCAUAGACAGCUAUGGGUACAAGGACUGACCAUCCAAGAUAUAAAAAAUAAAUAUCGUUUUAAUCAUGCUUUGAGGCUAUACAGUUUUUCAUUACAUUUACAAUGGUUACAGAGUAAAACAAGUUUAUAUUGUGGGUUGUGGUGGGGUACGUCAGUUGAAUGAAGCUCCUGAGACAUUUCUAGGUUAUAUUCCUCAAGAAUCAACUGGUACAUAUCAUUUAUUUACAAGUCCAAAAUAUGGAUGGAGUGACUGCGGAUUGCCCCUUUUGGAACAUGGAUUUUAUCUAGGCCUGUGGAGUAGAAGGAGGAUCUCACUGGUUGAUCGAGGUUUCCUUUCCUUGUCUACCUUCCUACAUCAGUUCUGAUGUGAGAGCUUGGUAGGUGAAAGGAAACGACUGAGAAGCUGUUUCUUAUAUGGGCCUCCUCCAUACCUGGCUCUCCUAGCUGGUCUUAUAAGGAGAGACCUGAGGAGAGGGAAGGCGCUUGGGACAGUUGAGAUGCACCCAGGUAGGGGUGCAGGAAGGGGGGUGGGGUAGGGAGAGGGUGGUUGAGUGGGGGAGGGGGACCCGAGGAGUCGCUUAUGGACGAUUACUCACACAUCUACCUUCAGAAGAAUCAUGGUCACUAGAUAUGGAGUCUUAACUCUGGUCCACUCUGCUGCUGCACGUGUGUGUGUGUGUGUGUGUGUGUGUGUGUGUGUGUGUGUGUGUGUGUGUGUGUGUGUGUGUGUGUGUGUGUGUGUGUGUGUGUGUGUGUGUGUGUGUGUGUGUGUGUGUGUGGCUGGCUGUACUUGGUCAGAACAAAAGCCUGGACUGUGCCAAAGCUAGCGGACCGGAGUUGAGAUCCAAUCAGUUUAAAAUGCUUUCACACAGACACACACACACACCAUUGAAGGAGUACUGAUCCGACCUUUUAACAGAUAACAGAAAGCAUUUAAACAACAACAACAUUUUAGAGUUUUAUACCAGUCUCUAUUUCCCUAGAACGUUUUUAUUUUGUUUUCUACUCCUGCAUUUCAAAUCUACUUUUUAUUUGUUCUUUUUUACCGACGAUAUUGAGAAGCUAACAGACCAAGGAGCCAGAAAACAGGACUGCUUUUAUUCUACCCCUUCCCCCCUGAAAAAAUAUAUUUGGUUUGUUUUAAUAUCUUUUAUGUUUUAAAGAGAAAUAAUUGUGGAUGUUUUUUGAGAUUGAUUUUCUCCUUGUUUUUAGUGUAUUUGUGCUUGUAUAUUUAAGGUAGUAGCAAAGUUCUGUACGACUGUAUUCUGACUUAGAGGUUCCUGAAGCCAUUCUGAUCUAAUGGAAAGAAACGAAAUAAAAAAGAAAUGGACAAAAAGAAGAAAAAAACA
This is a messenger RNA of Salmo salar (Atlantic salmon), 3335 nucleotides long. RefSeq names its product LIM domain-binding protein 1. The record is from RefSeq and is a predicted model, not a curated record. NCBI's taxonomy places the organism in Eukaryota, Metazoa, Chordata, Actinopteri, Salmoniformes, Salmonidae.